Chaetomium strumarium is the source of this 234-nucleotide messenger RNA. RefSeq names its product ubiquitin-related domain-containing protein. Gene Ontology annotation, cellular component: cytoplasm; nucleus. The record is from RefSeq and is a predicted model, not a curated record. NCBI's taxonomy places the organism in Eukaryota, Fungi, Ascomycota, Sordariomycetes, Sordariales, Chaetomiaceae. Gene Ontology annotation, biological process: regulation of proteolysis; protein neddylation; modification-dependent protein catabolic process. The coding region runs from base 1 to 234 and encodes 77 amino acids. The transcript is spliced from 4 exons. Gene Ontology annotation, molecular function: protein tag activity; ubiquitin protein ligase binding.
AUGCUUAUCAAGGUCCGCACCCUCACCGGCAAGGAGAUCGAGCUCAAUGUCGAUCCCUCUGAUCCAGUUUCCAAGAUCAAGGAGUUGGUCGAGGAGAAGGAGGGCAUCCCGCCCGCGCAGCAGCGUCUCAUCUACGGCGGAAAGCAAAUGGUCGACGACAAGACGGCGGAUGAUUACAAGCUUGAGGGAGGUGCGACGCUGCACUUGGUCCUGGCGCUUAGAGGUGGGCAAUGA